Molecule: messenger RNA, 873 nt
Organism: Neurospora hispaniola
Lineage: Eukaryota; Fungi; Ascomycota; Sordariomycetes; Sordariales; Sordariaceae
Exons: 1
Coding region: 188-754 (188 amino acids)
Source: RefSeq, a predicted model, not a curated record
ACGCGCGUACACCGCUUCCAGGAAUCGUAACAAAAAAACAAUCGUCAUUCAAGAUGCCUUUUCUUUCCGAUGCCGAGCUCGAGGACGAUGACCUGGUCCGCAUUCAGAGUGACCUUUUCGAGUAAGUAUAUUUUCCAUCGACUAGACCCCUACAAAGUCGCACAUUCCCAAGUAGGUAUGGAAGCUCAUGAGCCCCGCCGACCUUUCCGUCUAUUUACUGUGUUGCGAUUCACCUCUUCACAGAACCUUGCCAGCUAACCAAGCUGCCAGUGAGUAUAACGAGCCACGUCAAAUCUCCGAAGAUAUCGCACCUAGCCAGCCUGUACCCGCCGGUGUUACCGUUGUCACUAUGGAUGAUAAGCUAGAGCUGAACGCCCCUGUUGCUGGUAUGGAGGGUGAAACAAGCAAGCGUGCCAUGCCAUCCCGGUCUCUCUCAGCAACGCCCGCGCAGUCUGCUUCGAAAACCCCGAAGUCAGCAAAGAGCACGAGCUCCCGCACGCCCAAGAGUUCCCUGAAAAGCACUGAGAAGAGCAGCGGGCGCAAGCGCAAGGCCGUGGAGAUCGAGGAACCCAGCUCGGAAGGGGAGGAGGAAGUAAAGGAUGUCACUCCUGCAAAGCGUGGUCGCAAACCCGCCGCCGCUCCUAGCGCUCGUCUUGCUGCCAAAGCUGCCAAAAAGAAGCCCGGUCGUCCUGCAUCCACCAAUGGCACAGCCGUAAGUUCACAAGAAUCAACCAUAGCGACAUGUUCAUUCUAACCAGUCGAACAGAGCAAAGAGAAGCCCAAGGGCAAGGCUGGUCGCCCCAAGAAGGAUGUCGCUUCUGAUGUCGUUCCUAAGGGAGAAUACGAGGUCGAGGCCAUCGUCGACUCAAUGAU